AGCAUGGAAAAUGGUUUUCUCUUGCCAGUAAGGAAGACAGCUAGCAACAGAUACUGAAUUAUCAGCCACAGGAUAGUUCUCAAUCCUCUCAUGAAUGGGUGAAGGCACCUUGAUAGAAAUGCUGAGAAGAAUUCCACACAGUUAUAAGAGGUGAUGAUAAGAGCGCCCAUGCUGUUGAUAAAGAUUUAAAAGCGAUACGGAUAUGUCUUUCACAAAUGGUGAAAAUAGUGCAGUAUUUGAUUCUCUCCAAUUAGCUAUUAGAUGACUCUGGGAUAGUGUCCAACAAAAUAAAUCUACUCUUUUUCAAAUUCAGAUACAUAUUUCUUUUUAGACUCAAAAUACGAAUAUUUCACAUUAUGAAGUCAUCCAGGAGAAUUGAAUCACUCCUCUGUAAAAGGACUAUUUCUUCUAAGAGGAAAUGUAAUGGAGCAGAAAGCCAGAAAGUCAGAAGGUUUCAAGUAAACCAGCGGCCUCACAUCUUUUCCAGAUUGUAAAGUAGCAGACUUUUAAUAAUUACAUAUACAUAGAAGAUAGUUUUUAGGAAGCUGGUUGUACAUACAUACCUUUUGAGGGAAAAUUUUUGGAGGCAAGAUACAACCUCAGCGUUGUAGAGCGAAAGCAAUUAAGACAUGAAAAAAACAGUAUCAGAUUCAAAUACCAUUAUGUAUGGUGAGAGCUGCAGAGUGAAACGCUCACGUUGGCUUCUAACAGAUUAUGAGACUUUAUGGCCUUCUAACAGAUUAUGAGACUUUUAUGGCAAAGGUUGAAGUCACACGUCCUUUGAGGUUAAAAGUAUGAUAGAUUUGGUGUGAUGGCACUCUCUAUAUCAGGGCAGUACAUGUGAUGGCAGAAGGAAAAAAAAAUUAGAGUUUUUGCUACAAAUCUUGAAUUCUACCAAACCAUUACUAGACUUGUAAGUGAGGUUUUCCGACCAACCGUCACUAAUCUCCAACUUACACAAUGAAAGACUUGUAAGUGAAACAAUCAGAUCUAUACCGCAUAAAGAAUUUCUAUAAUAUCCCAUCUCACUGCCAAUUUCAAGUUGAUUAUUCAAUAUAGAAUAAUAAUUCUGAAUAGAAGGUCAACCAAAGUUGAUAAUCUGUCCAUUCUUGUACUAUGAACUAUGGAGGCAGGAGGAUUAGGAUGAUUGCGUAUUGACUAGCAGAAUUCUAAUCCGCCCGCCCCCAUUACUAUUAAAUAAAUGGCAUUCACCAAGUUAAAUUUGGAAAAGUGCAAUUGGGUUGGGCUGGCCUUGUCGGAUCAUGGGCCUCAAGAAAACUAGUCCGGCGUGGGUACCGACAGAGGCGAUCCAGACAAACAUUCAGGUCUUGUCGUCCGUCACUGGCAGAGAUUGUUCUCGGUACUCUCCUAUGGUUUUCAGAACACCUCCUCGUAGUGCUGCAACGGCGGCGUUUUCAUCGUCAUCGUCUUCGACAACUGCCCCAAAAGGUAAACUCUCAUCCUUGUUCACAAAUCCUGCAAGACCCACUUCUUCAAAUCCUGAAACUUUGCCUGAAACCGUAAAUCCAAAUGUACAACCAAUAACCGCCCAGCUUAAGAAUUGCCUCCAAACAAACCGUAAAACGGGUAAUUUUACUCUUACCGAAGCUAUGCAUCACUUCGAUAAAAUGAUUCAAAUGCAGCCCAGUCCUCCAAUGUCAAAAUUCAAUGCCUUAUUAGGUGUACUUGCUAAGAGUAAGCAUUACAAUGAUGUUAUUUCACUUCAUAAUAGAAUGACUUUGGCUGGGUUGUUGCCUGGUUUCUUCACGCUGAAUAUUUUGCUUAAUUGCCUUUGCAAUGUGAAUCGGGUCGGUGAUGGUUUUGCGGUUGUAGGAAAUAUUAUGAGGAAGGGUUUUAGACCAAAUCGUUGGACUUAUACACCCUUGAUUAAGGGUUUAUGUCAGGAAAAUAGAAUCGGGGAGGCAACCAGCUUGUUUAAGAAAAUGAUAAAGAUAGGUUGUCAGCCUGACGUUGUUUCUUCUUCUGUCUUGCUUAAUGGGUUGUGUCGAACCGGAAAUACGGCUAUUGCACUCAAGUUGCAUGAAGAAACAACAAUGGGGAAAGGUGGAUUUGGCAUUAAUUGUAAGCCAAAUGCGUUUUGGUAUGGGAUUAUUAUUGAUGGGCUUUGUAAAGAUGGAUUGGUAGAUAAGGCUAAAGAGCUUUUCUCAGAGAUGGAAUAUGCGGGAAUUCCUCCUCAUGCGGUUGUUUAUAGCUCUCUAAUCCAUGGUUUGUGCUAUGAUGAAAAAUGGGAAGAGGCUAAAGGUUUGUUCAAUAAGAUGGUAGAUCAAGGGGUCCGGCCUAGUGUGGUAACAUUCAAUUUAUGGAUAGAUGCGCUUUGCAAGAACGGAAAGGUGAAAGAAGCUAAUGAUUUGUUGAAACUGAUGAUUCAGAGAGGUGAGAGUCCCGACUCAAUUACCUACAACAGUUUGAUGGGCGGCUACUGCAUGGUAGGUAGGCUUGAUGAAGCAAAAAAGCUAUUUCUUUCUAUGCCAAGGAAAGGGUGUGACCGUAGUUCUCACAGCUUUUGUGUGUUGAUCAAUUGGUAUUGCAAGAAGGGGAAGAUUAAGGAAGCUUUGGAUCUAUUUAGUGAAAUGAUUCACGAGGGAGUUAAGCCAGAUGUAAUUAUGUAUAACACCUUAUUAACUGGUCUUCUCCAGGCAGGUAAGAUUGAGGAUGCAAAGAGGAUGCUCAAUCAGAUGAAACUUCAAUAUCUGUCACCUAAUUCAACAACAUAUUCAAUUGUUUUGACGGGGCUUUGCAAGAAUAAUUGCGUUCCAGAGGCUUUGGAAUUGUUUCGUCAUUUAGAAAACUGUAAGUUUGGACUCACCAUUGAAAACUUCAACUGCCUCGUUAAUGGUUUGUGUAAAUCUGCAAAGCUUGAAAAUGCUUUGGAGCUGUUUCACAGAUUGCCACAUAUGGGCCUUGUGCCGAGUGUAAGAACUUAUACGAUUAUGAUCUCUGCGCUCUGUAAAGAAGGAAAAUUAAAAGAAGCAAAUGAUUUAUUUCUACAAAUGGAAGGAAAGGGUUGUGCUCCAGAUAUAGUUACAUAUAAUACACUUAUGGGUGGUUUCUGUCAAAAUGGUGAGUUAUCAAAAGUGGUUGAACUUCUUCACGAAAUGGUGGGGCGAGAUUUGUUACCAGAUGCUUCUACAUUCUCCAUUGUAGUAGACUUACUCUCAAAGGAUGAAAAAUAUCGUGAAUGUUUGAACUUACUUCCAACUUUUCCUGCCCAAAAACCAGUUGGAAAGAUGACAUGAUUGUUUUUGAAGUUGCUAACCAAUACUUUCUUCAAAACUUCUUCAAUUGGUAACCCUUUGGUUGAAGUUAUUUAUUCAACCAGAUCAUGGAAUGUGAAGGCAACUAGAAAAGGCAAAUGGUUUGUUUUCAAAAAUUGGGAGGAAAGGGAUGUGCUCCAGACAUAUAAUAGGCUUAUGCGUGGUUACUGUGAAAAUAGUGAGUCAUCAUUAGUGGUUGAACUUCUUCGAAAGAUGGUGGAGAUAGGUAUGUUACCAGAUGCCACCGUAUUCCUCCACUGUCAAAGAGUUGCUAGAAUGAGAAUGAUGUGAAGGCAAACCAACUUUCAACUUUCGCUGCCGGAAAAGGUGACAUGAAUAACUGUAAGUUGCUACUUGUUAGCCUGAGCUUUCAGCAAAACUUCUUCACUUUGAAAUGCUUUGGAAAUUGGAAUUCCGAUGAAGGUUAUUUUUUCAAUCAGAAUGCAUGGAACCUGAAGGUUGUUGUAUUUAAAGUUAAAAUACAAGGGAUGGGAUUAGCUUGUAAUAUCUACCUAAAGGCUAUAUCAAUAGGAUUGAAUUUGUAUAACCCAGAUGAAUAAAUAUACCACCUCUCUGAAUGAAGAAGAUUGUGUUUGAUCAUGGAUCAUAGGCAUUAUAAAAUUUGUACUGGCAUGUGUAUUUAUCUCUUGGUUGCUCGAACUGUGAAAGAGUGGUAAAUACUGCUGUUUAACAUAAAGAAAUCACAGCUUUAUUA
Ziziphus jujuba (common jujube) is the source of this 3990-nucleotide messenger RNA. RefSeq names its product putative pentatricopeptide repeat-containing protein At1g12700, mitochondrial. Bases 1263 to 3257 code for a protein of 664 amino acids. NCBI's taxonomy places the organism in Eukaryota, Viridiplantae, Streptophyta, Magnoliopsida, Rosales, Rhamnaceae. The transcript is spliced from 2 exons. The record is from RefSeq and is a predicted model, not a curated record. Gene Ontology annotation, molecular function: protein binding.